AUGAUGCACAGCUUCAUGGGAGGGGGCCUCUUUUGUGCCAUUGUGGGGAACAUCCUGUUGGUGGUGUCCACAGCCACAGACUACUGGAUGCAGUACCGCCUGUCCACCAGCUUUGCCCACCAGGGCCUGUGGAGGUACUGCAUGUCUGGCAAGUGUUACAUGCAGACUGAGAGCAUUGCCUACUGGAACGCCACUCGUGCUUUCAUGAUUCUCUCUGCCAUGUCGUGCUUUGCUGGCAUCAUCGCAGGAAUCCUCUCCUUCGCCCACUUCUCGGCCUUUGAGAGGUUCAAUCGCUCUUUUGCUGCUGGGAUCAUGUUCUUUGUUUCAACUCUCUUUGUUCUGCUUGCUAUGGCCAUUUACACCGGAGUGACUGUGAACUUCCUGGGCAAGCGCUUCGGGGACUGGCGCUUCUCCUGGUCCUACAUACUAGGCUGGGUGGCACUGCUGAUGACCUUCUUUGCAGGUAUAUUCUACAUGUGUGCCUACAGGAUGCACGAGUGCAGAAGAGUGGCUGGCCCACGUUAA
Messenger RNA from Pungitius pungitius (ninespine stickleback), 525 nucleotides. It is a transcript of the gene lim2.5, whose product is annotated as lens intrinsic membrane protein 2.5. The record is from RefSeq and is a predicted model, not a curated record. The transcript has 4 exons. Lineage: Eukaryota; Metazoa; Chordata; Actinopteri; Perciformes; Gasterosteidae. Gene Ontology annotation, cellular component: plasma membrane. The coding region runs from base 1 to 525 and encodes 174 amino acids. Gene Ontology annotation, molecular function: structural constituent of eye lens.